UGCAUCUCCCCUCUCUCUCUCUCUCUCUCUCUCUCGAUAUGGUCUCUGCAAGCGCCAAAAAAGCAAGGAUGUAUAUUUAGAAAGAAAAUUUGGAAGUUCAAAUUACAAACCCUCCAAUUAGGCCAAAACCCACUUCAGACAAACCGAUUCUUCCUCCCAAUCAUCCAUUUCCUUCGGAACCCUCUUUCAUUUUUGUUAUUUCAGGACAAAAAAACACCUUCUCUUUGAUUCCUUAUCUUCUUCUUCCCCACAAAGUAGCAGCACGAAGAUCUGUCUGCUUCUAAUUUUUGUGCUUCUAUUUGUGGGUUGUGAUUUAAUCCCUCUCUCUCUCUCUCUCUCUCUCUCUCUCUUCUGAACUGUAGUUUAUUCUUCUGUUUUCCCUUGUGCUUUCUCUUUCUCUGAUCUGGGGGUGGUGCUCUGUAAAUUUUCAACUUUCUCGCGAACCCAGUUGAGAAAAGCUUCAGAAAUAAUUUUCUUUAAGAUGUGGGUUGCUUUGACGUUCUUUUUCCUAUCAAACCCUUGGUUAUCCAUUUCCAGAAAGUUCAGCUUUAGAUCAUCCACUUUCAGGUUUUUAGCCUUCAAAAUUGAACGUUUCGUGGUUCCAACACCCUACGGAUUUCAAAUUUAACCCCGCUUUCCCUCAUUUUCUCUUUGUUUCUCUUGAUCCAUUGUUAGUGUUGGGGAAUCAGCAACGGCAAUUUUGGAGUUGACAGUGAUCUAUAGUUUAUCUCUUCUGUAAAGCCGGUAUUCAUGUAGUAAAUUUCGUUUAUCUCUUAGCCCGUGGAUGUAGGUAAUUUGCUGAACUAUGUUAAAUAUGUGUCUUUGAGUUUGACUCUACGUGGGCGUGAUAGAAUUCGUUUCUGUUUGUUUUAUUCCGCAUUAAGUGGUAUCAGACUCAGGUUACGUAGCAAUUAGAAUACCAUAUACAAUGUUUGGGACUCAGAGCACAAGAGACAUAGCCUUAGAGUUUCAGGCCCAGUUUCCAGUUUUGAGGCCAAGCAUUCAUGCCAGAAGGGCAAACAUCAUUGUAAAGUUCCAAGACAUUUACGGGUUUACAGUAGAAGGCAAUGUGGAUGAUGUUAAUAUAUUGAAUGACGUCAGGGAAAAGGUUAGGCAGCAGGGUAGGGUUUGGUGGUCUUUGGAGGCCAGCAAAGGAGCCAAUUGGUAUUUUCAGACUCAGCUUUCAUCUACCAUUAAAUCUUCCCUUAAAUUUUCAGCUUUAGGUAAUGCAAUUACGCUUAAGAGGCUCAUCAGGAAGGGGAUUCCCCCAGCACUGCGGCCUAUGGUCUGGUUUCCACUCUCUGGGGCAGCUAAGAAGAAGUCUACAGUGCCCGACAGCUACUACAAUGAUUUAACCAAGGCUGUUGAGGGUAAGGUCACCCCUGCGACCCGGCAGAUCGAUCAAGAUCUACCACGAACGUACCCGGGUCAUCCAUGGUUGGACACUCCAGAUGGUCAUUCUGCUCUCAGACGUGUUCUUGUGGCUUAUUCUUUCCGUGAUUCUGAAGUUGGUUAUUGUCAAGGUCUCAAUUAUGUUGCAGCACUGUUGUUGCUUGUGAUGAAAACAGAAGAAGAUGCGUUUUGGAUGUUAGCUGUGCUCCUAGAAAAUGUCUUGGUUAAUGACUGCUACACAAAUAACUUAUCAGGAUGCCAUGUUGAGCAAAAGGUGUUUAAAGAUCUUCUAGUGCAAAAAUGUCCAAAGAUGGCUGCUCAUUUAGCAGAACUUGAGUUUGAUGUCUCCCUUGUUGCCACUGAGUGGUUCCUCUGCCUCUUUUCCAAGAGCUUGCCCUCAGAGACAACUUUGAGGGUGUGGGAUGUGCUCUUCUACGAGGGAGCCCAGGUCCUAUUUCAUGUUGCUCUGGCUAUAUUCAAGAUGAAGGAAGAAGAGUUGCUUUUAACGUGUCAGCUUGGGGAUGUAAUUAGCAUACUACAGAAAACCACCCAUCACCUCUUUGAUCCGGAUGACCUACUAACGGUUGCUUUCGACAAGAUAGGAUCUAUGACAACCAACACCCUGUCAAAGCAACGGAAAAAGCAGGAACCGGCAGUCAUGGCAGAGCUCGACGAGCGAUCCAGACGCCUAAAUUCUAUGAGCACGAGUUACAAAUAGUUGAGUUUUUGCAACAAAGUAAUAUCAAAUUGUAUCAUAUCAGGCAUGGAUGGAGCUUAGGGGUGAGGGGGAUGACUCAGUUCCCUCUUCUUUCCCACCCAGUUCAUUUCCUCCAAGAAAAAAAAAAAAAGAUUAGUUAGUAUUCUAAUUUAACAUUUACAUCUAUAAUGAUGUUUUUUUCUUUGUUUGGUCCAUGUAAAUUAGGAGAAGUAUGCUUGGGAAAAUGAUUGUGCCAAUGAUUACUGUUUUAAUUAGAUUCUCAUUUUCAUGGAA
Diospyros lotus (date-plum) is the source of this 2383-nucleotide messenger RNA. RefSeq lists its product as uncharacterized. The transcript is spliced from 7 exons. Bases 929 to 2110 code for a protein of 393 amino acids. The record is from RefSeq and is a predicted model, not a curated record. NCBI's taxonomy places the organism in Eukaryota, Viridiplantae, Streptophyta, Magnoliopsida, Ericales, Ebenaceae.